GACAUCCUGUCAUGCUGCAGGAAUGCAAUACGGGAGUAACUCAUUAGCAAAAGGUCAACCUAUGUCGUACCUCCUCUGUACAAAAACAACAAAAAGAGAGGUGUGGCUAAAUAAAGAUGGCGGAUCGAUUGACACAGCUACAAGAUGCAGUAAAUCAGCUAUCAGACAACUUUUGUAACAGCAUUGGCAUCCUGCAAGACACUGGCAAUGCUGAGCAGAGCAGUGGGACCUCUGACCAGAAGAAAACCGGACAAGAAGAGAACUGUGUGCUAUUCUCUGGGCUCAUCUCGCGCACUGUGCAGGACAUAGAUGUGCUCAUUGACUCCCUGCCCAGUCACCAGUACACACAGGAGCGGCAAAUGGAGUCUCUUCAUCAACUGGAGACAGAGAAUAAACAGAGUGCAGAGAAACUGGCUAGAGCCGUAGAGGAGGGAGAACUGCUGUUGUCUAAAGUGAGGGAUGCACUGAAGGAGAUCACUGACUUUCAGCUAGGCAUUGAUUCUCAGAGAUAAUAGAACAUUAUUUUCUUACAAAACUAUAUAGUUCAUGCAAUGUUUCAAUAUACAUUUUAUGAACGAAUUAAUUAUUGUUCUGACUCUUAAAUGUAGUCAUAUAGUCCCCUG
This is a messenger RNA of Halichondria panicea, 623 nucleotides long. RefSeq names its product mediator of RNA polymerase II transcription subunit 21-like. Gene Ontology annotation, biological process: regulation of transcription by RNA polymerase II. Gene Ontology annotation, cellular component: mediator complex. The record is from RefSeq and is a predicted model, not a curated record. The coding region runs from base 117 to 512 and encodes 131 amino acids. Lineage: Eukaryota; Metazoa; Porifera; Demospongiae; Suberitida; Halichondriidae. The transcript has 4 exons. Gene Ontology annotation, molecular function: transcription coregulator activity.